Molecule: messenger RNA, 966 nt
Organism: Pyricularia pennisetigena
Lineage: Eukaryota; Fungi; Ascomycota; Sordariomycetes; Magnaporthales; Pyriculariaceae
Exons: 3
Coding region: 1-966 (321 amino acids)
Cellular component (GO): membrane
Molecular function (GO): signaling receptor activity
Source: RefSeq, a predicted model, not a curated record
AUGCCCGGAACGCCAACCAACGGCAUACGCCGGCGUCGGGACCCGUCCGAGGACGCCACGACAGCCACCGACGUUGUCGUCGAAACCGUCCGGGCGGUCGAGGACAAGGCAUCCCAGACCCUGCUGAUCCUGUGGGACGAGCUGGAGGACUGGCGGCGCGACAACGCCUUCAUCCUGAGCGGGUACCGGCGCACCAGCAACAGCUACGCGGCGUCGCUGGCCAGCCUCCUGCACCUGCACAACGAGUCGGUCAACAUCUGGUCCCACCUCGUCGGCGCCGUCGGGUUCACGGCGACGGGCGCCUACUUUUUGCAGGCCGUCGUCCGGCCGCGCGCGGCCGAGGCCUACGGCGGAGACGUGCUUGCCUUCUCCUGCUUCUUCGCCGGCGCCCUGCUCUGCCUCGGCAUGAGCGCCACCUUCCACGCCCUCAGCAACCACUCGCCCGCCGUCGCAAAGUGGGGGAACAAGCUCGACUACACGGGCAUCGUGUUCCUGAUCGUCGGCAGCUACGUCCCCGCGCUUUACUACGGGUUCCGCUGCCGCCCGGCGCUGCUGGAGCUGUAUCUGUCCAUGAUCUGUGUUCUUGGCCUAGGAUGCCUGGCUGUUUCCUGGGUAGACCGUUUCCGAUCUCCAGCCUGGCGGCCCUACCGGGCGCUCAUGUUCGUGGGACUCGGCCUCUCCGGAGUGGUGCCAGUGGUGCAUGCCAUCGGCGAGGAUGGCUUUGCUGCCUUGGACGAGCGGAUGGGGUUGAGGUGGGUGCUGCUGCAGGGCGGCCUGUACAUUUUCGGAGCCUUCAUCUAUGCGGCACGCUGGCCUGAACGGUCAUUUCCUGGAAAAUUUGACAUCUGGUGUAGCAGCCAUCAGAUUUUUCACAUCUUUGUUCUCCUGGCCGCUGCAUCUCAUUUGUACGGCAUGAUCAAAGCGUUUGACUUCCGACAUAGUCCGCUGGGCUCUGCGCAAUGCUGA